CAUCAAGUGAUAAAACAUCCAAUACACCAUGUCCGGCUACCCUACCCUCCAACCCGCCUUUACGAUCCAGGUCGUCAUUGAUGCGCCACUAGGCGUCGGCAGUGCCUCCCGGCAGAAUAGCCUUCAGGUCGUGCCGAUGACCGGCGGCACCAUUAAGAGCGAGCCUGGCUUCUCCCCCGCUCUCGAUGCUGAGUUUGUCGGUGUCGGGAACGACUACAUUCACGCGGAUGCUGACGGCAAGCACUUGCGUCUGAACGCCCACGCGGUUGCUAAACCUAAGGAUGACGCCGAUCUCAUCUACCUGAACUACACCGGUGUUGUUACGCUGGCCCCGGAGGUCCAGGCUGUCUUUGCGGGCACCGCUGAGGAUGGGUCGACGCCUUUUGGCAAUGCUUUCACCCAUUUCACUUUCGAGACGGGCAGCGCGCGCUACAAGGACCUUGAAACCCGCGUCUUCGUCGCCCAGGGACGGUUCAACAUCGAGAAGGGCAAGCCGCCUGUGGUCGAGUACCGGGUCAGCCAGGUCGUCCAGGGAUAGAAAAAUUCCGACUCCCAUCCCGAGCUGUUCAUGCAAUCAUGCACACAGUUCGAGUAGCUUCACAAAAGUGAAUAUGACAUUCUCCCUGAAUAGACAACAGUCGUCAAACCUCAUAAUCCAUAAGAUACAUCCAACCUAGUCAAGAUAGCACGAUACAAUAGUGCCCAGUCCAGCUUAUAUAGCCCCCACCCGGAGAAUACCAGGCAGGGACCUAACCCAACCCCCCAAGCAAAGGCCUCCUCUCAUCAUCAUCAUCACCACCACGACCCCGCAACUCAUCCUCCUCAUCCCCCAACCCAGACAAACCACCACCACCCGUGCUCGCCCAGGAAAACCCCAACCGCCGCCUCAAACCCCCCAAACCACCACCACUACCCCAAUCAGCACCCUGAUCCUCACCACCAG
Molecule: messenger RNA, 943 nt
Organism: Aspergillus aculeatinus CBS 121060
Lineage: Eukaryota; Fungi; Ascomycota; Eurotiomycetes; Eurotiales; Aspergillaceae
Product: DUF3237 domain-containing protein
Exons: 8
Coding region: 29-538 (169 amino acids)
Source: RefSeq, a predicted model, not a curated record